AUGAAUUCGUUUCAAUCCUCUCUCAUUCUUCUCCUCAUUCUUCCCUUCUUCCUUCAUGUUAUCUCAAUCCCAUCCUACAUCCCUAGGCUUUCUCUCCCCCAUCAAGUGAGUGUGAUUAGCUCAAUAGAUGGUUUUGACCUCUAUUACUAUACACAAUCACUUGAUCAUUUCAAUUUUGCACCCUCAAGCUAUAAUACCUUCAACCAAAAGUAUUUUGUCAACACCAAAUAUUGGGGCGGUCCAAAUUCGAGCCGCCCCAUUUUUGCAUAUCUUGGUGCCGAGCAGCCACUCGAUGCCUCCGGCAUCAACUCCAUUGGCAUCAUCAAUGAUAAUGCCCCUCGUUUCAAGGCUCUCUCUAUUUUCAUAGAGCACCGUUAUUAUGGAGAAUCAAUUCCAUUUGGAACGAUGGAGGAGGCCUUGCGAAAUGAAACAACGCGCGGGUACUUCAAUUCGGCUCAAGCGUUAGCGGACUAUGCCGAAAUAUUAUUACACGUCAAGAAGGAAUUUUUAGCACAUGAUUCUCCGAUCGUUGUCUUCGGAGGAUCGUAUGGUGGAAUGCUAGCGACUUGGUUUCGCCUUAAAUACCCACACAUAGCUAUCGGCGCACUGGCUUCAUCAGCUCCAGUUUUGUACUUGGACGAUGUAGUUGAAGAUGGGUAUUUCUCCGUCGUCACCAAAGACUUCAAGGAGGCUAGCCUAAGUUGCUAUGAGAGCAUAAAGACAUCAUGGGAUGAUAUGGAUUACAUAGCGUCAUUAACGGGAGGCCUCUCCAUUUUGAGUCAGAGAUUCAACACUUGCAUGCCAUUAACAAGUGUGGACGAGUUAAAGCAAAUUUUGGUCCAUAUGUACGCGCACGCGGCUCAAUAUAACUAUCCGCAACAACAAGUGCGAAGAAUUUGCCAAGCGAUCGACGGCUUUCCCAUCGGGACUGAUUCUAUUGGCCGAAUUUCCGCCGGCUACUUAGCUAUCCACGGAGACGUUGCGUGCUUUAAUAAAGAAAUGGUCAAUUGUCAAUCGGAUGAUCAUCCAUCGGAGGUUGCAAUGGGCUGGAGUUGGCAGACAUGUAGUGAAAUGGUGAUGCCAAUUGGUAUUGGGGAAAGAGACACAAUGUUCCAAGCUUCACCUUUCAACUUGGAGAAGUUCAUCCAAAAUUGUGAGAGAUCUUAUGGUAUUCCACCUAGACCUCAUUGGAUCACAACUUACUAUGGAGCUCAUAAAAUGAAAUCGGUUCUCAAGCAAUUUGGAAGCAAUAUAAUAUUCUCAAAUGGGCUACAAGAUCCAUACAGUAGCGGAGGGGUGCUCCAAGACAUAAAUGAGAGUAUCGUUGCAGUCACUUCGGACAAUGGUUCACAUUGUGUGGACUUAGCUCCGGCAUCAAAAAACGAUCCGGAAUGGUUGAUCAUCCAAAGGGAAACAGAGAUUGAACACAUUCAAGGCUGGCUUGCAACUUAUUACAAAGGAGGGACUCUUUUGCACGCGCCAAGCACGGGACGCUCCAUAAUUAUCAUUGUAAUUGUAAUUGUAAUAUUUAUUUGA
Molecule: messenger RNA, 1536 nt
Organism: Salvia splendens (bonfire salvia)
Lineage: Eukaryota; Viridiplantae; Streptophyta; Magnoliopsida; Lamiales; Lamiaceae
Product: lysosomal Pro-X carboxypeptidase-like
Exons: 9
Coding region: 1-1536 (511 amino acids)
Biological process (GO): proteolysis
Molecular function (GO): dipeptidyl-peptidase activity; serine-type exopeptidase activity
Source: RefSeq, a predicted model, not a curated record